Messenger RNA from Lucilia cuprina (Australian sheep blowfly), 716 nucleotides. RefSeq lists its product as uncharacterized. The record is from RefSeq and is a predicted model, not a curated record. The transcript is spliced from 3 exons. The coding region runs from base 315 to 716 and encodes 133 amino acids. NCBI's taxonomy places the organism in Eukaryota, Metazoa, Arthropoda, Insecta, Diptera, Calliphoridae.
GUUAAAAAAUGUAUACUGUAAAGUUUUUAUUAGAAAAAUAUCAAAAUAAACUCUGAAAAUAUGUUAAUUUGAGACAUUUAACAGAAUCAGACCUCAUCUCUUAACAUAAAAAAUGGAAAAAAUCUAUAAUACAAUUUUUGAGUGUAACUAGAAAAGAAAAGAUUUUCAGAUUUUAGUUACAAAAUCAAAUUAAUUUCUUCAAAGAAAACAAAUAAAAAUGGCAAAAACGAUUUAAAAACGCUCUAUUCUUUUUGGAAAAAGCAAAAAAAUAGUUAAAUUAAAAUAUUUUUCAAUAUCGCAGUGUACUAAGAAAAAUGCCUUUAGCUACCAGUACAUCAGCUCAACAAUUGCGUCCAUUAACACUGGCUGGACCAGAACGUGAACCAGUACAAUUCACUGUAAAUCUGGUUGGAGCACCAGCUGAGGUUGAGCAACUGGUACAGCAAAUAAAAACUGUUGCUGAACAGUUCCUAUAUCAUUGGAAAACAUUUCCCAUUGUUCUUCCUCAACCCCUUUCGGUCGCUGCUUUAACCCUAAGCAGUUCUGGCAAUAAUGGCUCUAAUACGGUAGGCAAUCGUAAACCUAGACCCAUUAAUUUGAGGGAUUUAUUCAUAGCACCACCCUUUGAUGAGCUUGAUGCCGUGGCCUCAGAUGGUACAGGCGAUCCACGACGUCUUACGAAUUCCCAAUUGAAAUCGUUGCGUGAAAAUGGGUAA